Messenger RNA from Exophiala mesophila, 1989 nucleotides. RefSeq lists its product as uncharacterized. Gene Ontology annotation, molecular function: DNA-binding transcription factor activity, RNA polymerase II-specific; DNA binding; zinc ion binding. Lineage: Eukaryota; Fungi; Ascomycota; Eurotiomycetes; Chaetothyriales; Herpotrichiellaceae. The transcript has 4 exons. Gene Ontology annotation, biological process: regulation of DNA-templated transcription; DNA-templated transcription. Bases 1 to 1989 code for a protein of 662 amino acids. The record is from RefSeq and is a predicted model, not a curated record.
AUGUCGGGCGAAUAUCGACUGACAGGUCUAGCGCGUGCUUGCACGGCAUGCCAUAGACGAAAGGUUCGCUGUAAUCUCGACUUGACUAGGACAAUCUGCUCAAACUUUUCGCUGACUGGUUCUACCAGACCACGAACGAGGAAGCGUAAGCAUGGACAUACGGCACCAGCCCAAGAGCCUCAAGAGGGGCGCCGGGACAGUAUAGUACACACACACGCAGUACCAGUGGCAGAUUCGAGUUUACAGGCCUCACACUCUACUAAUCAAGAAGAUCAAGAAGAAGCACCUCUUUCAGCUCCGCCUGUUGAGGCAACGGAGUCGAAUUUGCUGUUGAAUGACAUUGAGCAGACGACUGAGGCAGAAGUCGUUGUCACAAGCCCGUCGCUAGGAGAAGUGCCAUGGAGCUCCGCAAAAGUCGACUUUGAGAAGUAUUUUUCGCACGAGUUCCCUGCCACUUCCAUACAAGCUCACCACAGCCGCCUUUCCGAGGUAGAUAUGAAGGUUCUCCGCCUAUACAACGCAUUCGAGGUUCCUUCGAGAGUCUGGAUGACAUCACUACUUGAAGACUGGAAGAACUAUGUCCACCCUUUGAUGCCCAUCGUUCAACCUCGCUGGCUCAUUGCGAGGGAGGGAUAUCAGGUUCCCAUCGUAUUGUUGAAAGCUGUCCUGCUGGCAGGAGCCCGUGCCACAGAUGCCUCGUCGUCAUUUCCUUGCAAGGAGUACUACGCCUCUCUUAAAACUCUCAUCUAUCUUCAGUACGAGAAGAACCCGAUGAUCAACAUCGUCGCUGCUUGUCUGCUUGGGUGGUAUAACCAAACAGAUACGUGGACAGUAGUGCAUGACUCUAGUCGUUCGUGGCUCCAUUUUGCCUCAGAUUUAGCCUACCAGAUCAGUUUGCACCAAGAGCUCAACGGCGAAACCCACGCAUCCUACAAGCGAAGGGUAUGGUGGACAUUGGUAGCAAGAGACUGUCAGGUUGCAUCCGGCACAGGCCGCCCACGGAUAUUCAACCUCAAAUAUUGCUCAAGGCGGCUAAUAUCCACCGAAGACUUUGAGCUUCACGACACAACUGCUCGACCAUUUGUUGCUUAUGUUAAGAUUUGCCUGAUCCUGGGCGAUCUUUGCGAGUCAUAUCAACAACGACAGUUCACACCCUCCGUGGGAACAGACAUUAGGAAUCGACUUUUUUGGUGGCUGAAAGAAUUGCCUUCCGAAAUGCAAUACUUCAGUACCAGGACCGCGGAAAAGGAAUCGGGGAACAAUUUCGUGGUGAGGCAGAUCUAUGCCAUCUAUCUCGCCACAGUCUCUCUGCUCUGUAAGACAGAGUUGCCUCGCGAAUCUGUGUCGCCGGUGGCCCUGAUCGCUUCAUCAUACAUGGUCUAUCUCAUGGAAGGCUUUCUUGCAAGGAACGAGUUUUCACGGCUUCCUGCGAUUACAAGCUUUUACAUACUGGCUGCGGCAAUCCCACACUUGAUUGCCCACAAGUACGAAGCCAUUCGCGAAAUCGUCCAUGGUAAUAUGCAGAUUUUUGAGAAAUCACUGGUUGCCAUGUCCAAACGAUGGCCUACGUCUAUAAGUGCUCUCAAACAGUAUCAGAUUCUCGGAGAAAAACACCUCAACAUUUCAGCUCCUCAAGGACUCCGAUCUAUUUCCAACGUGCAAGAUACGCUUUUGUUCGAAGGUUUCGACCGACAAAGAUGCAAUCUUUGGACCUCCAUAGUCGAAGCCGCGGUCGAUAACGGUUCGACCAUGGACAAACAAAGUAAUAGUUCCCAGCCUCCAGCAACGACUUAUACGAGGUCUUCUGCUCCUCCGAGCCCAGGUCAACAAUUCACUAUGGGCAUUCCAGCGAAUGAAGAUAUUCUAGACAUAGAGACUCUGGUACCCACGUCUUGGAGAGAUCCAACUUUUGGGAUUUCAGACACCAUGGGAGAUUGGCUCUGGCCAGAUGAAAUCUUCCAACCCUGUCCCAUGGACUACAUCGAGUAG